This is a messenger RNA of Aspergillus glaucus CBS 516.65, 1257 nucleotides long. RefSeq lists its product as uncharacterized. NCBI's taxonomy places the organism in Eukaryota, Fungi, Ascomycota, Eurotiomycetes, Eurotiales, Aspergillaceae. The record is from RefSeq and is a predicted model, not a curated record. The transcript is spliced from 4 exons. Gene Ontology annotation, molecular function: transmembrane transporter activity. Gene Ontology annotation, biological process: transmembrane transport. The coding region runs from base 1 to 1257 and encodes 418 amino acids.
AUGUUUGUGAAGGGGAUGCAUGCCUCUUUGCUAACAAUAGCCCUGAACGGUGUCGGCCCCUUCACCUGGAUUCCCCUGGCCAACGUCUACGGCCGUAGCUUCGUCUACCUGGUCACCACGCUCAUCGGCUUUACCACCGCCCUGGGCAGCGGCUUCACCCAGACGUAUCCCGUCCUGAUCGGCGUCCGCGCCGUCAACGGUCUCUUCCUCGUGUCCAUGGCCCUAGGCCCGGCCACCGUGACAGACCUGUUCUUCUACCACCAGCGCGGCCGCGCCCUCGGCCUAUUCACCGUCAUGCUGACCUCGGGCUCCCACUUCGCCGCCCUGUUCGGUGGGCCCGUUGCAAAGUUCCUCGGCUGGCGCUGGAUCUUCUGGAUCACCGGGGCCAUGAACUUCUGCACCCUGGCCCUCCUGGUCGUCGCCCUGCCCGAGACCAUGUACUACAAGCCCCGGACUACCGGCAGCUGCUGCGGCCCUGGGACCACCUUCCCCGGCGUCCGUAUUAAGGCCAAGCACAUCAUCACCCCGGCCUUCCGCAUGGCCCGCUAUCCGUCCGUCCUUCUACCUAGCCUGUACUACGCCACGCAGUACUGCUUUUCGGCCAUUUUUCCGGCCGUCACCUACUCCAUCGUCUUCGAAACGCGCUUCAGCUGGGACGCCUUCCAGAGUGGCAUGGCGUACGGGGGCACCGUGACUAUCGCCAGUAUUGCCGGCGAGUUCGCCGCAGGCAGGAUCAUCGACAAAAUUGUUCAGCGUGAGGCCAAGCGGCUUGGCGUGGACAGCCCGCCGUCAGAGGUGCGGCUCAAAGGUUUGUGGUCGGGGGCGGCGCUGGUGCCCGUGGGCCUGCUCAUCUUCGGUUUUACCAUAGAAUACGAGACGCACUGGGUGGGCCCGCUGGUGGGCUUUUUCAUAGGAAUAUUCGGAAUCCAGAUCGUGGCGACCGUGUGUUACACGUACAGCAUUGACUCGUACCGCGUGGAGGGCUCCGAGGUCUCUCAAUUCAUUAACUUCUGCCGCCAGACCACCAGCUUCACCGUCGCCUUCUACGCCGUCGACCUGUGCGAAGCCAUCGGGUUCCAGUUCACCUUCCUUAUGUUCGCGCUCGUCGGCACCAUCCUGGUCUUACCGUCUAUAGUGUGGCUCGUGUGGAAGGGAGGCUCCAUCCGCGAGAGGCUAGGCAGGCCGGUCAAUGUCAGCGUUGCCCAGGAGAUUGGCUUGGAUUACGAUCUGGCCAAUCGCAACCGGACCCAUGAGUAG